Molecule: messenger RNA, 1688 nt
Organism: Tupaia belangeri chinensis (Chinese tree shrew)
Lineage: Eukaryota; Metazoa; Chordata; Mammalia; Scandentia; Tupaiidae
Gene: TMEM150C
Product: transmembrane protein 150C
Exons: 8
Coding region: 313-1062 (249 amino acids)
Cellular component (GO): plasma membrane
Source: RefSeq, a predicted model, not a curated record
CCCCCACUCCACUCCCUACCUGAUGUACAGGUUACUCUUGCCAUCUCAAAACGCUAGCUUUCUCAGGCUGGAGUGGAGACACCAGUCCUUUGUGCUUUUAAACUGCAGGGGACACACACUCAGCUCUUCAAGAGGUCUGCCUGAAUUCCCUCUCACCAGACUUAAGGUGAGCAGAAGCCCCUUCACCCUCUCCCUGGGGGAUGCUAAGGAGGGGCAUCUCAGAACACCUGGGACUUCUACAGAAACUCUUCACUAACCCAUGACAAUCUGGUCAUCCACAGCUUUGACCCUUCUAUACGAAGUGGCCCAGGCAUGGAUGGAAAGAAAUGCAGCGUAUGGAUGUUUCUACCUCUUGUAUUCACUUUGUUUACUUCCGCUGGAUUGUGGAUAGUAUACUUUAUAGCUGUGGAAGAUGACAAAAUUUUGCCAUUAAAUUCAGCUGAAAGGAAACCUGGUGUGAAGCAUGCACCAUAUAUAAGCAUUGCAGGUGACGAUCCUCCUGCAAGCUGUGUAUUUAGUCAAGUUAUGAACAUGGCAGCAUUUCUAGCCCUUGUGGUUGCUGUUCUGCGCUUCAUACAACUGAAACCAAAGGUUUUAAACCCAUGGCUGAAUAUUAGCGGAUUGGUGGCGCUGUGUCUGGCUUCCUUUGGAAUGACCUUACUUGGUAAUUUUCAGCUCACAAAUGACGAAGAAAUCCAUAACGUGGGAACUUCCUUGACCUUUGGGUUUGGCACGUUGACCUGCUGGAUCCAGGCUGCACUGACACUCAAAGUCAACAUCAAGAAUGAAGGACGGAAAGCUGGAAUUCCACGCGUUAUUCUGUCAGCAUCGAUCACUCUCUGUGUGGUCCUCUACUUCAUCCUCAUGGCCCAAGGGAUCCACAUGUAUGCAGCCAGGGUCCAGUGGGGCCUGGUCAUGUGCUUCCUGUCAUAUUUUGGCACUUUUGCCGUGGAGUUCCGGCAUUACCGCUACGAGAUCGUCUGUUCUGAGUACCAGGAGAAUUUCCUAAGCUUCUCCGAAAGCCUGUCAGAAGCAUCUGAGUAUCAAACCGACCAGGUGUAACCCAUCAGUUUUUCCUUGGGGGUGAGGUGGGUGUGACAGUGGGGGAGAGGCCAGGCUGACACACUCACAGGACUCAACACAUAACUUCAUGACACUUUUUACACACACACACACACACACGUUCAUGGCCACGUUUGCCAAACGAGCUUUUCAGGGCGAGUUCUUUCUUUAAUGACAAAGCACAAGCCUUUACAUGUUGAAAUACACGCCAUUACACUGAAAAUAUAUGCACGACGGAGCAGAAGCUUGUGCAUGCUCACCUCCUGUCCCCCUGCACCCUCGGUACUGUCUGCUCUUCUCGUUCUCUUCCCAUGUUCUCAACACCAUGAUCACCCUGCCGGACAGCAGGGCAAGCCGAACGUACCAUGGGGAUCAUGCCAGCUUCCCAAGUGGCCUUCAGGUCUAAAGGGCUUGGAACUAGCUCAGAGGAAGUUCUGAAUCCGACACAGAUACUCUUGAAUGGAUAAGAGAAUAUCAUCUCAUUGGAUGGCGACUGUGUGGAGAUGUGAUGCCGUGUCCCCUGUGGGAAGGCAUGCACAGAACGUUCCCACAACAGCUCCUGACGCCAGUGGUCAGUGGUCAGCUGUGUGGAUCCCGUGAAAGCAGCAGGCUGUCAACUGUGAGAG